Talaromyces stipitatus ATCC 10500 is the source of this 2256-nucleotide messenger RNA. Its product is annotated as S-adenosylmethionine decarboxylase proenzyme. Gene Ontology annotation, molecular function: adenosylmethionine decarboxylase activity. Gene Ontology annotation, cellular component: cytosol. Gene Ontology annotation, biological process: spermidine biosynthetic process; spermine biosynthetic process. The transcript is spliced from 2 exons. Bases 459 to 1943 code for a protein of 494 amino acids. NCBI's taxonomy places the organism in Eukaryota, Fungi, Ascomycota, Eurotiomycetes, Eurotiales, Trichocomaceae. The record is from RefSeq and is a predicted model, not a curated record.
CUACUUUCACCUUUCAAAAUCUUUUCUAGAGCAGAUAUCCUCGUCUGCUAGACCCGAUACUCCCCACGGUAUCGGUAUCUGUCAGUUCGAGGACUAAAACAGAUCGCCAACAUUCCGUUCGAUCUGUUCUUCGUUCUCCUGUCCGCGCGCCCCCCCUAACAUCCCCUCACUGGGAAAGGUAUUUUUUUAAAAAUCGUCCUUUUGGCUGGCUGAUUAGCCAGCUCAUUUCGCCUUUCGAUAAACGGGCCUUCUCCUUCUCAGGCGGACACCGCAUUGUCCCCUGGGUGGCAGAUUGUGCUUCAUACGGCUUUAGUCGUCCCAGCUUAAGCCACGUCGUGUUCCAUCUUCGCUGACGAGUUAUACAAUUUUCAAAAAAAGAAGACAAAAAAUUUCUCGUACCAGUCUUUCGCUCUCAAACUUUUACUAUCAACAGCUCAGACGCUUGAACUCCUACGGAUAUGGUGUUCAUUGGUAUCCCCAAGAAUUAUACAACUUCACCGUCCUCAUUUAUCGGGACUCCGUCUUUGACUAUCAAUCAUGAAGCUGUCGUCGACCUUGAUAGCUCCAAUGCGUUCGAAGGCCCCGAGAAAUUGCUAGAGGUCUGGUUUGCUCCCGCCGCCGACAAUUUACUCGGUGGGACUGAUCCCCGUGGUCUCAAAGCUGUUCCUGCUGAAAUAUGGAAGGACAUGCUUGACUUGGUGAACUGCAAGGUGCUGUCAAUCGUCGAGUCGGAUGAUGUCGAUGCCUACCUAUUGUCCGAGUCUAGCAUGUUUGUUUGGCGCCACAAGCUUAUCCUGAAAACCUGCGGUACUACUACGUUAUUGUAUGGUCUUCCACGCAUCUUGGAGAUUGCUGCCUUGUUCGCUGGGUUCCCCAAGUCCACCGCGCCUCCAUGUCGUAACAUCUCUGUUGCGGCCGCUCCCUAUCGUGUCUUCUACAGUCGGAAGAAUUUCCUUUUCCCCGAUCGUCAGCGUGGCCCGCAUAGGAGCUGGCGCGAUGAGGUCAAGAACCUGGACAAACUCUUUGCAAACGGCAGCGCUUACAUGAUUGGUAAAAUGAACGGCGAACAUUGGUACCUCUACCUCACUGAACCCUACACCUCGUUGACACCGCCAGCGAGCCCGCCUCGCGAGACUGAAACUCGCGUGCUCAACAUUCCGGCGGAUCUUGAAAGCAAGAGAGCGAAUGCUGGAUCUCACGAAGAAGAAGACGAAACUCUUGAAAUUCUAAUGACGGAUUUGGAAGAGGAGAAUGCCGAGCAAUUCUACCUCGACCAUGCGAGUGCGGUCGCAGACAUCCGUUAUCGGAAGAUCGAGAAGGAAAAGGACGAACUUGUGGACGUAUUUAGCAAUACGUCUUCUGACAUGAGCGAUCCCGACUCCGAUGGUGAACAACAGCACACUCUGCCUCCUGAAUUGACCACCGAAGGCCAUGCCCUUGGUACUGUCGUAUCCGAGUCGUGCGGUUUGGCUGAUGUCUAUCCCACUAGCAAAUAUCCCGAUUCCCGCAUCGACGCCUAUCUCUUCACGCCAUGCGGCUUCUCUGCAAAUGGUGUCGUGCCUGCACCUGACGGCAAGUCUGGCACCCAUUAUUUCACCGUCCACGUUACCCCGGAGCCCCACUGCUCCUACGCGUCCUUUGAGACGAACGUGCCUCACGCUCAGAGUGGUCGGGAAACUGCAGAUAUUGUUAAGCAUGUCGUUGACAUCUUCAAGCCCGGUCGCUUCACUGUUACGCUGUUCGAAGCGAAGCCUUCGGAUGAGUUCCUGAGCGAGAAAAAGUAUGAUCGCUCAGCGAUUCUCCGGGCUCAGAAGAUGGAGAAUAUCCCUGGAUAUCGUCGUGUGGAUCGCAUCGUUCAUGAUUUGGAUGGAUACGAUCUAGUCUUCCGUUACUAUGAACGUAAUGACUGGAAGGGAGGAGCCCCACGGAUUGGAGAACUCUAAACGGAACAACGUCUAUUCAGAUUGCUAUUCGCCUGCUGAUUUCAUGUUUUCUCAUUGCACGUAUCAGUCCUUACCGCUCAAUACCUGCUGCGUUGAAUGAGCUUAGUUUUCGUCUUUCCACUUUCGAAUUUUCAAUACCUGCCCGUUUGCCAAUAGUUUUUGUUUCGGGCAUCUCGCAUCCAUUCAUUUUCAGCUGCUGUUGUCUUGUUAGUCUGUAUUUACUGCAUAGUUAGUGUAUUGAACAGCCAUCAAUUGAACUCAACCGUCGAUAAUGAUCUUGAACCGUGCUUUUCCUAAGUUAUUAAACGUGUCA